Molecule: messenger RNA, 2033 nt
Organism: Oryza sativa Japonica Group (Japanese rice)
Lineage: Eukaryota; Viridiplantae; Streptophyta; Magnoliopsida; Poales; Poaceae
Source: RefSeq, a predicted model, not a curated record
CUUCUACGUUUUAAUUGCAUUCCCCGUAAAAGAUAGUAGUACCAAUGUUUCAUAAUCAGCAUCCUUCCUAGCGUAGUUGUGAAAAAAAAAGGGAAAACAAAAAGGAGAUCGUUGUGCGGUGCCUCGACGAGACGACGAUAUUUCCCCUUCCCCUCGUCGUCGCCUCCGACUCCGACUCCGACUCCUCGUGAGCUCGCCCCGCCGCCUGCGCCGCCGAUCCCGCGAGGCGCGCCGCCGCCGUUCGUCCUGCUGCUUCCGCCGCAUCCCGAUACCGUGGGAGCACUGAAGAAAACUGAGAAAUGGAUGUUUUUCAGCGAUUCUACUGUUUCGUAAAGCAACCCUACUGUUAGUGUUGGUUGUUUGAAGAUGAUUGAGGGGUCAAGGUUUCAGAAUAUGUUGGGCGGUGCUGGAAUUGGAGGUGGUAUAGGUUGCAGAGGAAGGCAAGAAAACGAGAUGAAUGGCUUCCACAAUAUGCCCUACUACCACAAGGUCGGGGAGAGCUCCCACAUGUCCGUGGAUAACGCCGACAACCUGAACAUGAUGAACUUUGUUGGUGGUUCGGUUGCCAUGUCGGUGGAUAACAGCAGCGUGGGAUCAAACGAGUCCCGCACGGUCAUGCUCAAACACCCUGGCCUCCGUGAUAUGCCGGCGCCGAGUUAUUCGGUUCACAAUAGCGUCAUCCAUCCGAACCGGGCUAUGGCGCCUACUCUGAAUGAGGAUGCAUUGGCUCGGGUAUUGAUGGAUCCAAGCCAUCCGACGGAGAUACUUAGUAAUUACGAGGAGUGGACCAUUGAUCUGGGUAAGCUCGACAUGGGAGCUCCUUUUGCUCAAGGGGCAUUUGGGAAGCUUUAUCGGGGAACAUACAAUGGAGAAGACGUUGCUAUUAAGCUGCUGGAAAAGCCUGAGAAUGACCCAGAGAGAGCUCAAUUGAUGGAACAGCAGUUUGUGCAGGAAGUUAUGAUGUUGUCUACGUUGAGGCACCCAAAUAUUGUAAGGUUCAUUGGGGCGUGCCGGAAAUCAAUUGUUUGGUGUAUCAUUACUGAAUAUGCAAAAGGUGGAUCUGUUCGGCAAUUCCUUGCACGAAGGCAGAACAAGUCUGUGCCUCUGGGGCUGGCUGUGAAGCAGGCACUUGAUGUUGCUCGGGGGAUGGCUUAUGUGCAUGCCUUGCGAUUUAUCCAUAGGGAUCUAAAAUCAGAUAACCUUCUAAUUUCAGCAGACAAAUCCAUCAAGAUAGCUGACUUUGGAGUUGCUCGAAUUGAGGUACAAACUGAGGGAAUGACCCCAGAGACAGGAACCUACCGUUGGAUGGCACCGGAGAUGAUCCAGCACAGGCCUUAUGAUCAUAAAGUAGAUGUUUACAGCUUUGGGAUUGUCUUGUGGGAGCUUAUAACCGGCAUGCUCCCCUUCACAAACAUGACAGCCGUUCAGGCUGCAUUUGCUGUCGUAAACAGGGGCUCUCGUCCUGCAAUCCCGCAGGAUUGUGUGGAUUCUCUGAGCAAGAUCAUGACUUGCUGUUGGGACGCAAACCCUGAAGUUCGCCCAUCAUUUGCCGAGAUCGUUGUCAUGCUUGAGAAUGCCGAGAUAGAGGUUAUGAGAAAUGUCCGCAGGGCACGUUUCCGCUGUUGUAUUGCGGGGCCAAUGACCACAGACUGAAACUAAUGCAGGAUAGAGUACAGAAAAGAAAAAAGAAAAGAGAGAGGACACCAUGAUAUCGGUCGCGUUUGCGUGCCGAUAUGGAAGUCUCAUCCCUGGCCUUCAAGGUUUAAAAUUGCUGAUUUCUACUUUAUCAAAUAUGGAUGGUACCUUGUAUGAUUGUAUAUCUUAGCAAAGAGCCGUGUUAUGUAAUUCUCCGAAAUGAGCUAUCUUGUGAAAUAAUAGCAGCUGUAUUUGCUGGUUGAUCAGCAGCUGUUGUGUGUUCUUUGUCUGAAGCGUCGACCUACUUGUGGUCAUCAUCUCCUGGUCUUGUUGAUUUGAGUCGGUUGUAUAUGCUGCCAUUCUUUGCGCCUCCAAAUCCAUUUCAUAUUAUUCUCCUU